AUGGAAGCUAGAAAUUUUUUUAUGUCUAUUGAUCUAACUAAGCUUCCAGAUCCUCCUAUGUCAUCCUAUAGUUUUACCCUUUUCAGUCGCUAUUUAUUUGAAAAGUCAAAGUUCAAGGACUAUUACUCUUUACUCGAAAGUAAGCUAUCUCGUUCUCAAGCUAGAGUAAGUCAUUUGACAUCAAUACUUGAAAAUGGUAAUUCGAUUGGUGCAAACGAGACUCUGACAAGGACACACGUUGAGAAUGAGAGUAAAAGUGCCCAUGUCAUGGCUCCGAGAACAACAAGUACAUAUUACGUAUGUCCUGGUGACUACGUUGCAUCUUUUACUAUUGGCACCGAACAAGCUAGGACUUACUUGAUAAUAGACACUGGCAGUGAUCUCGUUUGGUGGCAAUGUAGACCAUGUACGAGAGGUGGGUGUUACGAUCAAAAUGAUUCUCUAUAUGUUUCAACUAAUUCGGUAACAUAUGAAAAACUCAAUUGCAAUGCAAGACCUGAAAGUUAUUUCACGUCCAACCGUAUUAAAUGUAAGCAGGAUAGUGGUGCGUGUGUCUACGAUGUGGUAUACGAGGAUGGAUCAGAAACAAAAGGUUGGAUUGCAGAGGAUGCGAUUACUUUUGUUUUAGAUCAAAAUCAACAAAGAAUUCUUUUUGGAUGUGGAAAGAAUCAAAUGAGUGGAGAGCGGUCUUUUAGUCCUGAAUAUUCUGGAAUUGCUGGCAUUGGGCGUAGAUUGUUGACUGGUGGAUAUUCAUUACCAUCGCAAUUUGAAGCAGACAUUAUGGCCAUGUGUCUACCGGGAAUUGACUCCGAUGGAUCAACAAUUAGCUUCCACACAACGCCAUUUAAGAAAACAGUAUCAACAGAGCUAUUACCAAAUCCUGCAAAACCUAUAUUCUAUUUCGUCAACCUUUAUAAAGUUUUCAUUAACAAUAAGGAAAUCACUCUGAGCCCAUCAAUUAGGAAUUUUAGAAAUGUCAUAGCCGAUGGUGUCAUGGUGGAUACUGUAAAAACUCUUUCCUAUUUCCCUCAAACUUUUUAUAAUGUAUUUCGCGACACAUUCAGACAAGAAGUAAAAGAAAUUCCUUUGAUUAAUGCUCAAAUACCUGGACGUUUAGACACUUGCUAUCUGGUGGAUCCAGGAGUUGUACCAAAUUUUCUCGUUGUGAAGAUGUACUUCAGCCACCAAGACCGAACAAUCUGUUGUUACUGA
Molecule: messenger RNA, 1212 nt
Organism: Capsicum annuum
Lineage: Eukaryota; Viridiplantae; Streptophyta; Magnoliopsida; Solanales; Solanaceae
Product: protein ASPARTIC PROTEASE IN GUARD CELL 1-like
Exons: 1
Coding region: 1-1212 (403 amino acids)
Biological process (GO): proteolysis
Molecular function (GO): aspartic-type endopeptidase activity
Source: RefSeq, a predicted model, not a curated record